Letharia lupina is the source of this 2766-nucleotide messenger RNA. RefSeq lists its product as uncharacterized. Gene Ontology annotation, biological process: fungal-type cell wall biogenesis; transmembrane transport. Bases 1 to 2766 code for a protein of 921 amino acids. Lineage: Eukaryota; Fungi; Ascomycota; Lecanoromycetes; Lecanorales; Parmeliaceae. The record is from RefSeq and is a predicted model, not a curated record. The transcript has 3 exons.
AUGUCUCCUCCACACUCUACCUUGAGCGGUCGGUCAUGGUCGGCCGUCCUGCUUCUUAUCGUGUCCUUUCUCUCGCUCAUAGAUCUUACCCUCACCAACGACAACCUCUGGAUACAGACUACAAACAGCGCCGGGGAGACAAUUUGGCUGCGUGAUGACAGAAAGCCAGCGCUCUACACACAGGACUUCGGCGAUUGCCUGGGCGGCUCCUUGAUCAACGUUACGCGCUUCGAUGCUGCAUACUACCAGGAUAAUAUGACGGUGCUGUUCCAUCUGGAGGGGAAUACUAAUGUGGCCAACGAGAGUAUCAUGAUGUACAUUGGCGUUUUCGCGUACGGAGAGUCUCGCUUCGACCUCACCUUCAACCCCUGCAAUGCCCAGAUAUACAGUCUUUGUCCCAUGAAUAGCAGUGUCCCCAUCUCUGCUGAUGGCAUCAUCCCUGUCGACCAAUCCGACGUGUCUGGAAUCCCUGCGAUCGCUCUCGGAAUACCAGACUUCGAGGGUCAGGCUAUCCUUCGUAUCUUCGGCAAUUCUACCGAGACAGAAAUAGGAUGUUAUUCAGCAUUGGUUACGAACGGAGCAAGCUUUUCGCACCCUAGCUCAGUGGGUACCGUACUCGGUAUUUUCACAAUAGUGGCCAUAGUCGCAUCCUUGGCCACAGCAGUCUAUGGGGAUCACAUACCGACAAUGCGCACACACUACGCACAUUCACUCUCGGUAUUCGUAGUCUUCGCCGUCCUUCAUCAUAUUUAUUUUACUGGAGCUUUGUCAAUGAAUUGGCCAAGUGUGCUAGCCGCCUUCUGGAGCAAUUUCGCUUGGAGCGCUGGAAUGAUUUACAGCGAGUCAAUGCAGAAUAGCAUCAACCAGCUGAUCGGAUCCAACAAAGGCAACACCAGCAUCGUCGGAGCAGCAAGUUCAGGGGCCUCUGCAAAUGAUCUUGGUGGCGGCUAUUCGAUAUCCCAGAUUUACAAACGAGCAAGCCUUGAUAUUUCCCGCCGGUAUCUAGAGUCCCUCGAUCACCAAUGGAACAUGCUAAGGACCAGAGAGCUUGAAAGUCAUAUUGCCAAGCGGGCCGCCUCCAAUUCAUCCAGCGCUUCACCGUGGUACGGAAAUCCUAUUAAGCCAGGCUUACCGAUUCCGGGCAACUUUUCUGGCUUUGCGGGCACCUUGUCUGAGCAGGGCAUUCCAGCAUCGAACGCUUUCAUGACCGGCCUACUCUGGCUUCUGAUCCUCAUAGCCCUCAUUACUGCUUCAGUGGUUGCGUUCAAAUGGAUCCUCGAAGGAUUAGGCAAGGCGAAUCUUGUCAAGACGGAAAGACUUGCACACUUCAGAGAUCAUUGGCUUCUGUACGCUGCACAAGCCGCUCUCCGCACGAUGUUCACUGCGUUUUUUAUGAUGAUCUUCCUGACGCUAUUUGAAUUGACCUACAAAGGCUCCGCUGGCGUUACCGCUAUUGCCGCCCUGGUGUUCACCGUCUUUUUCGUGAGCAUGCUGGGCAUAGCUGGUUAUGCUUGCUUCUACCGCCUUCGAUUGGGCCGCUACGAAACAGUGCCGGACAGAGUGCACUUCCAAAAGAUUAAGGCGAUCGGUCCCAUUCCAUGGUAUGGGCUCAAGCUUGAGAGUCAUAGAUUCGAAAAAUCCGAACCAACCGUCUCCGCCGGAUCAGUACCAUGGUGGAGAAUUCGUUUUGUCAACGAAGACCCUCAGCGAGUUGGGGUCCACCAAGACAAAGACUACACCAUGCGCUUUGGUUGGCUAGCUGCACGCUUCCGGCGGACGAGGUGGUGGUUCUUUGUCGUUUGGUUGGUAUAUGAAUUUGUCCGAGCAUGCUUCUACGGAGGUGCUGCUGGCCAUGCAUUGACUCAAGUUUUCGGCCUGCUUGUGGUGGAGAUCAUCGCCUUGGUCGUCAUAGUCCUGAUGAGGCCUUUUGAGGGGGCUCGACUCAAUGCUCUGAUGGUUUAUCUCCUUGGAUUCAGCAAGGUUGCCACAGUUGCGCUUUCCGCAGCCUUUGAUGCUCGAUUCAACCUGCAACGCAUAACAACUACUGCCAUUGGUAUUGUAAUCAUCGUCAUACAAGGUGUCCUCGCCAUUGUAUUGAUGAUCGCAAUUGUCAUCGGCGCCAUAUCAAGCUACAUGUCUCUCACUCGCAACCAUGAGAACUUCAAGCCUCAGAAACUGGAAAAGAUUCGGCAACGCUACUUUGCUCACCUGGAGAAGACAGCUCCGGAUGUUCCCCCACCUCCCCCACCGCCUCCACCGCCUCCGGAAGAGCCCAAAGGGCCUUACUUUAACGUUACUUCUGUUCGUCGUGAGCCCAAGAUCGAGGAUGAAGAUGAAAACUACAUCGGAAGCAUCCAUAAUCCCCUCGGCUCUCGUGUCUCCGUUGCUCGCCCAGCCACUGCCCGGGCUAGCCGAGCAAAUAGUAUGCGGUCACAGCUCGAGAGCCCGUACACGAAUGCUCCGUUCGGAGCGCGCGUGCACCGGGCCAGCUGGAGUUCUCGCGAUUUCAAUGCACAUUACGACCCCAGCAACAACAAAGACUCUGCCCUUGACUACAGUACCCGUAGUUCCCGAAUCUGGAGUUCUUCGGGUAUUGAAACCAAGGCCAGCGAUGGAAGCUUAAGAGAAAGCUCGUCGCGAAGAGUGAAGACGCCCUUGAACAACGGUGAGGGCGGGUUGGAAGUUCGAAAAAGAUAUGGGAAGGAGAGAGACGAUGUCCUUACAGAGGAGAGGCACAGCGAAGAGCAGCUGGAUCCACGUGAUUGA